Messenger RNA from Pangasianodon hypophthalmus (striped catfish), 2748 nucleotides. RefSeq names its product DAP3 binding cell death enhancer 1 (gene dele1). Bases 170 to 1672 code for a protein of 500 amino acids. The record is from RefSeq and is a predicted model, not a curated record. The transcript has 12 exons. NCBI's taxonomy places the organism in Eukaryota, Metazoa, Chordata, Actinopteri, Siluriformes, Pangasiidae. Gene Ontology annotation, molecular function: protein binding.
UUUUUUUUUUUUUUUUUAGAGCUGCAUGCAGAAGCGGCAGUUCGCUCAUGUGCUCCUGUGAUCAUGGACACAACCUAAACAAAAAUAAUAAUAAUAACCAUACAAUUUUACAUCUUAGGAAACGUAAUAACGCAUAGAUAAUUAAGUGAGACUUAAGAACAAGCUGAAGAUGUGGCGAAUACACAGCUUGGUGGGGAGAGUUUUAAGCCGUUGCCAUGGCAACACGUCGUCUUUGCGUCUCCCGAACGGCCACCACGUUGAGGAUGAAGUCAUCAGCUCAUCGUCGGUGCUCUCCACCAGCCGGUCUCAGAGAGGGGAUGAUAGAGAGCGGAAGAAAAACAAAAGAACGGCAGAGUUCUGCUCUGCUGGAAUGCAGAGAUACACCGCGCUGGAUGCAGUGGGUUGGGGUGCUGCGGCGGUUCUGUUCAUGCAGAUCUGCAGGAGGAUCCACUCUCAGUUCUCCUCAGUUGGCGAACAGAACCCAGGAACCGCCCGCCUCCCAGAACCGGGCCUCAUCCACAAAUGCACACACAAGAUCCUGCUCGACAUGCUGUCAGCGCACAUUGUGUUGCCCCGUGGAGUGUGUGUAAUGGGUGUGAAGGGGGCGUUAACAUGUCCAGACCAAAGCAGCAGCAGCAGUAGCAGCAGUGGCAGCAGCAGUGUUUAUAAUUACAGCGCUGUUGAUGAACCUCUGCACCCCAUCACUGACCAGCAGGGGGAGACAGUCAACCAUGAUAUCACAGAAGCACUCUCAGACAUUAAUGUUACCCAAACAGCAGUCGCUGGAUCUGAAGUACCACAAGGACGGAGCUCGUGCUCUCUGGAUGAAGCUGAGAGGAAUCUGAGAGACGUCGCAGGCAACAGCGUGCCUGUUAUCCUCAACAUCAUCGGUCUGGAGAGUGCUAAAGCAGGCGAUCAUAAGGCAGCGUUCGAGUGUUUUCAGGCUUCAGCUCAGCAGAACUACAGCAAAGCUCAGUUUAAUGUCGGAGUGUGUUAUGAGACGGGCCGCGGAGUCGAGAAAGACCUUAGGAAGGCCCUGCAGUAUUACAGGUGUGCAGCAUUGGCAGGUCACACACAGGCUCAGUACCGCUGUGCUAAACUCCUCUUGAGCAGCAGGAGGCAGCAGAGCGUCAUGGCCACACACACCGCUACAGCUACAGCCAUCUCUCUUCUGCAGAGCGCCGCUGCUGCCGGACUCACUGAGGCUCAGCUGUAUCUGGGUGUGUUAUUCUCUCAGGAUCCAGAUUCUGAUGGAGCAAAAUCAGUUCACUAUUUCAGAAUGGCAGCGGAGAGUGGAGACAGUACUGGUCUGCUGUUUCUCGGUCAGUGCUAUGAAAGAGGGUUCGGUGUUCCUAUGUGUUACAUGACUGCAGUGUGUUAUUACGAGAAAGCAGCAGCUAAAGGAAACCAGCAGGCCAAGAACAAACUCGACCUGCAUAAACGAGAAGUCCUGCGCUCUAUCCGUUCCGCUCCUUGUCUCUCAGUUUUGGAUCGUCUUACUCUGAGCUCCAUGUUUCCUCCAGCGCCAAACGCAAACCCACAGACGGAUUCGCCGACUCAGCCGCUUCCUCAUUCAUGGAGCACAGGCAGUCUUGUAGCUUCGCCCCCUUUUACUGCUCAUACACUCAGUGCUGACUGCAGAAGUGGGGGCUGGGUUAUAGGGGUGGGAUAACACACACACACACACACACUCUCACACACACGCACACACACUUAAAUUUUCAAUCAACGGUUGACGUUGAGCGCACAAGAACAAACACUUGCUUUUGAGGAAUGUUCUCAGCCAAUCAGAGCUGAGCUUGAAUGCUUUAAGCAUUGUUAUUGGGUGAGAGAGAACGAGUCACGUUUAUAAAACCUACAUUAAUUUGUUAGGUUGUUUUUUUUUUUUUUUAAAUAAAGGACCUGGGUGGCCCUUUGCUAUAUGCCUGCUUGCAUUCUUAAGAGAUGUUCUGUGAAUCUAUCAGCUUGAGCAAUGAACAUUAGAUGGCAAAUCAGGUAAAGCUUCACUCUCAACCAAUACAAUUCUGUAUGGAAACCCACUAUACAUCUUUUCCUUGUUUAGUCUCUGGUGUGACGUAGGUGUUACACACUCCAGCUCCUGAGGGGAGGGGAGUUGACGAUGUUUGCCUGACAUAGACUGCUGUCGUGACAUGAGCCCUUUUACAGGAGCAGUGUGAUCAAGGGAGUGAAAUAGACCCCAUUUCCACCUUAUUCCAUAAGACAUGUUUGUCAUCUGAAGUUUGCUAUUUAAGUGUUUUUUCACUGAAGCUACAAGGCUGAUGUAGGUCACACAUAAGGCUAAGUGAUAUAAUUGUGCAUAAACAUUAAAUAUACAAAUAUGCAAUCUCUCCUUCGAUACUUUAAGCCACGCCUCCUACCUUUAUAACCUUUCCGUAAAAUACGUUAGCCUUGUAGAUCCAGCGCAAAAAUGAAUGAAGCAAACUUGUCUAACCUACAAACCCUGACUUUGACUUCAACAGUACAGUUGCACUCAAAUUUUACUUACAUUGUGAUGAAAUGUAAAGUAGAAGCCAAAAUAAAUGCUUUAUAUUAUGUGCCUUGAUUAAACCCUCCCCAAUGUAAGUGCAUCUUUAUUGCAUUAAUAAUGAUGUGAUGAGAAUUUGACUGGGUAUCUUUAUGUCUGUGUGUAUUUUCUUUGUUUGUAUACUGUGAUCAUGAAUGUAUGAAGCACUAUGGCCUGUUCGACGCACACUUUAUAGUUUAGCAAAUAAAGAAACUUUUCUACCA